GGGCCGCGGCUGUGCUACUGACACGAGCUUAGUGGCGAGAGAGGCGGCGCUGCGAUAGUUCCCUUUGCCUGUCACCGUCUGAAGCGGGGCAACAGGAAUGUAUGGCAGGAACUGCCCUCCACACGCGGGGAGCCUCCUGCGGAGCAGCCGGAUCGAUGCUCAGUCGGAUCGAUGCCGUGCCCGCCGGCGUCAUGCAAAUCGCCUUCUUUGUAUCAGUAUCAAUAUUAUUAAAGUCAAUACCCAAAUGUAAUCGUCUUUUCUCCAUGGUGGACAGCAGAAAUGGCAUGUUAAUUUAGCAAUGCGAUUCUUCAAAUGUAAGCAAUGUAUUUUUGUAAAUAAAAUCAAUAUGAGCAUUAAAGGAUUUUGCAGUUUACUUCAUUAUGUAAACUCUGUGGUAGUUGAACUCAUUUUCCUUCAGUUAUUCACAUCAGCCAUAAUGGGUAAUGUCUCUAUAACGAUUUACAUUAUAAAGCUUUGCAGCUCAAAAACUAUCGCAGUUUGUCAUUAAAGCCAUUCCUUCUAAUAACAACAUUAAUUUUAAACCUAACAAUUGAAUGAAGAUAGUGAUGAACCAUAAAACUAUAUCUGAGAUACAGCAUGCCUGAGAUGGGGGCUUUGUUGCACAAAAAGAACAGGAUCCUUUUACUUAUCCCAAAGAAAGGCCUAUUGAUGUCAUUUUAGGGACAGUACCUUAAUUCAGCCAACUCCCUUACAAACGAGUAUGCAGUGAAGUUACUCAGUUAUCUAAUAAAGUUAUUAACUCAUAGCCCGACCUUCCAGGGCAGAUGCUGCUGCUGUUUUCCAUGGAGCAGCAUUUGGUGCCUGUCCCACCUCUGCAGCUCACAGUGCCGUGGGGAAAGCACUGAAGUGGGGACCUUGAUUCCCAUUGACUCGGGCUCAGGCCUCACUGCAGGCUUGGAUUGUGGUCAGCUACUUCUUACAUGAGCUCUUCACCACUGGGUAUUUAUUUUCUGAAUUACGUUUGAGUUUUCCACAGCUGCGUUUCAAGUUUCCUAAACACCCAAAUAUGUUUGCAAAUACACAGUAAAAAAUGCUGUUAACCUGUACAGCAGAGAAAAAGCUGUCGAUUUAAAAGGCGAGAGGGCAUUCAUUUUCCCAGAAAUUAAGUAUAUUAAUAAAUUCUGGAAGGACAAAGGGAAAUUGCAUUAUUCUCAUGAAGGCAAAGUUCUAUGCAGGCAGAACAAAUCCCAGCUACUGUAAGAUGAAAACCCCUGUAUGCCAGAGACCAAAAUUUUCUCCAGAGCUGAUGCCUAAUGUGGCGCGCAUUCUUGGGAAAUAGCGAUCAUCAGUCUUGCUGUUUGCAGAUUAAAAGCCAAAUGUAGACUUUGUCUCACUUAAUAAACAUAUAAUAAGAAAAUAAUUCAACAGCUCCAGCUUCAGUCACGCAGUUCAUGAAAUCCUGCUAAACUGAUGUAGCCGCCAUCACAGGCUGGGUGUUAGUUGCACCAGGCAGUGCUACAUGUUUUUUUUUUUAGCAAGUGUUAAUUAAAGCGCUCGUCUCCAGGCGCAGAGCUCCCCUCCCCUGGGCGGACUGCGGCAGCGGGCGCGGCUGUUUCCGUCGGGGCAAUGGGAAUGCCCGAGGGGCAUUCAGGGGAAGGGGCUGCCGGCGGGGCGGCACGGGGCCCGGCAAGGAGGCUGCAGAGACGAUCCCUUCUGGUUCCUGCAGCGCUCCCAGGGGUGUCCGAGCGCCUCGGAAAGGGCAAGGAGGCUGCAGAGACGAUCCCUUCUGGUUCCUGCAGCGCUCCCAGGGGUGUCCGAGCGCCUCGGAAAGGGCAAGGAGGCUGCAGAGACGAUCCCUUCUGGUUCCUGCAGCGCUCCCAGGGGUGUCCGAGCGCCUCGGAAAGGGAGCCAGGCCAAGGGCAGCGGAGCCCCUGCAGCCUCCGCCCGCGCGGGGGCGCUGCCGCCGCCGCCCCCUCCUCCCUCCCUCUCCAUGGUGCUCUGCCCUCCGCCUUUGCCCUCCGCUUCCGGCGUUGCCAUGGGUGCGCAGCUUCCGCUUCCGGCUUCCUUGGUACGGGUUCUCCGGUGGAGACGGCGAUGGCGGCGGCCUCGUCCUCCUCCUCCUCCUCUUCUUCUUCUUCUUCUUCAUCUUCCUCCUCUUCCUCCUCCUCCUCCUCCUCUUCUUCCUGCUCCUCCUCGGCGGCCGCCGCGGGUUGCCGGGAGGGCCCGGCGGUGGCGGCAGGGCCCGGCUGGAGCGACUCCCAGUUCCGCCGCUACUCCUUCGAGACGCGGCCCAUCCCGCGGCUCAGCCACAGCGACCCCCGCGCCGAGGAGCUCAUCGAGAACGAGGAGCCAGUGGUGCUGACAGAUACAAAUCUGGUUUAUCCUGCCCUGAAAUGGGACCUGGACUACCUCCAGGAAAACAUUGGCAAUGGGGACUUCUCAGUGUAUAGUGCCAGCACACACAAGUUUUUGUACUAUGAUGAGAAAAAAAUGGCCAAUUUUAAGAACUUCAAACCCAAGUCAAGUAGGGAAGAAAUGAAGUUUGCUGAGUUUGUGGACAGACUCAAAGAAAUACAACAAAAAGGGAGUGCUGAGAGGCUAUAUCUACAGCAAACAUUAAAUGACACAGUUGGAAGGAAGAUUGUAGUGGAUUUCCUUGGCUUCAACUGGAACUGGAUUAACAAGCAGCAAGGGAAACGUGGUUGGGGUCAACUGACUUCUAACUUGCUUCUUAUUGGCAUGGAAGGGAAUGUGACACCAGCUCAUUAUGACGAGCAACAAAACUUCUUUGCUCAGAUUAAAGGUUACAAGAGGUGUAUCCUGUUUCCUCCUGAUCAGUUUGAAUGCCUCUACCCUUAUCCUGUGCACCAUCCAUGUGACAGACAGAGCCAGGUGGACUUUGACAAUCCUGACUAUGAGAAGUUUCCAAACUUCCGGAAUGUGGUUGGCUAUGAGACAGUGGUGGGUCCUGGAGACGUGCUGUACAUACCUAUGUACUGGUGGCACCACAUUGAGUCUCUCCUGAAUGGGGGGAUUACCAUCACUGUGAACUUCUGGUACAAGGGUGCCCCAACUCCAAAGAGAAUUGAGUAUCCAUUAAAGGCUCAUCAGAAAGUGGCAAUAAUGAGGAACAUUGAGAAGAUGCUGGGAGAAGCCUUAGGAAAUCCACAAGAGGUGGGUCCCUUGUUGAAUAUGAUGAUUAAGGGCCGGUAUGACUAAUGCCUGGUGCCCCUGGCUGAUGUUGGAGCUGCUUUGUUCACAAGCAAUGGAAGAUACUGAGCGCUAGUAUUGCACGCAGCACUUAACAGACUGAUGGGUUUCCUGGCCUAUCCUGGCCCCACUACAUUAAAGGGGCUACUGGAACUGCAAAACCAUUAGUACCCUACUCAUCCUCCACUCUCAUCUAACUGAACCUCCCAAGAAAGAGUCUGCACUUACUGGAAGCUGGACUCAUGCUCACUAACUUGUUUAUUUUCUUCCCUCUGCCCUGUUUGCCACAACAAGGAGCAUGGCUUCUGGCACUUGGAUGUGUCACUUCAGGAUUUUCAGGCAUAUGAAGAAGAGCUUGGAGGAUAACCAGGAGCAAUAUUGUUUCCUCAGCCUCAUGGGGUUUGGACCUCUUGGCUGGGUUUGUGUGUUGGUGGUGGCAGUGGAUAUAAGGUGGGAAAUGUUAGGUUUCACAGUCCUCUGUUGUUAGAGGGCGUGUCCCUGCUCAACUCUGGCACCUUUUUGUAUUAAUGGAAAUGAACAUGUAAGAUGGCCUGUGUGUAUUGAGCAACUGGACAAAUGAUUCAGUUACUUCAACCUAAGACAUCUAUGCUUUGGAUGUAGUACAGGGUAGAGAUCAGAAUGAAUUUAUCUUGUGUGUGAGCACCAAAUCCUAUGCUGUCCAAAUAACAUCUGUCUUGUAUGAGUCUAGAUAAAUCUCCUUUCUGACA
Vidua chalybeata is the source of this 3899-nucleotide messenger RNA. RefSeq names its product hypoxia inducible factor 1 subunit alpha inhibitor (gene HIF1AN). NCBI's taxonomy places the organism in Eukaryota, Metazoa, Chordata, Aves, Passeriformes, Viduidae. Gene Ontology annotation, molecular function: ankyrin repeat binding; peptidyl-histidine dioxygenase activity; [protein]-asparagine 3-dioxygenase activity. The record is from RefSeq and is a predicted model, not a curated record. Gene Ontology annotation, biological process: peptidyl-aspartic acid hydroxylation; negative regulation of Notch signaling pathway. Gene Ontology annotation, cellular component: nucleus; cytoplasm.